AUGGAAUCAUUCAAUGUUGAUAAUUACUUGCCUCCUCGUAAGCGUCUGCUUGCUGAACUAAGGAGGGAGAAUCUGGAAUCUGAUUUCCUGCCACCAGUUCCUUUUCUUUCAGGUGAUCUUGGUGCCCGUCUUCGAGAUGUUAUUAAUUCCUCAGUUUCGACUCCAGAAAAAAUUAUUGAGGUUUCCAAGUCAGUAGCUUUGGCUGCAAGUGAGAUUGCUGUGGCAGCAAGAAACACUGCAAUUGAGAAAGCAGCUGCAGCCACGAAGGCCAAAGCUGAUGCAAAGAAUGCACUGCUGCUUCUGGAUUCCACUACGAUGAAUAAAAAAAUCCAGAAAUGGCUGUUUGACCAAAGGCAAAUUGAGGAAGAAGCAGAUCCCAAUAAAGCUCCUGAAAAACGUGCUGGGAAAGCAGUUGGAUAUAAUGGAGAUGUCUGCAAUGAGAAUUCACAUGUUUUCUAUGCAGAGAAUAUGAUGAAAAGUAACAAUUCAGAAGGGAAAAUUAGUAUCUGUUGUGAAAUUGGCAAUGCUGAGGAGGAAGAAUCUGAUCAGCACACAAAAAAACAAGAAAAUGAAUCUAUGAUCGGAUCAGUAGCUGGUAGUGGGAAAGUGAGAAUCCGACAAAAGAAAUUAUCUUUAAGUCAAUGUAACAUUAGAGAACGAGUAGAGAUGAAAAAAUUGACACUCUCUGAAAACCUUUCUUCUUUCACAAAAGAAUCAGAUUUAGAUUCUGCAGGAAGUAAUAUGUCUUCAGAUGAUGCAGAAGUGUCUCCUGGAGGUGGAGCGUCAAUGCAGAUUUCAACAGCAUGGAAAUGCAGAAAGAUCAAGGCAUCACAGUGCUCCCCCAAGAGCAAGAUCUUGAAAGCUUUAUGUUGA
Messenger RNA from Zingiber officinale, 873 nucleotides. RefSeq lists its product as uncharacterized. The transcript is spliced from 2 exons. Bases 1 to 873 code for a protein of 290 amino acids. NCBI's taxonomy places the organism in Eukaryota, Viridiplantae, Streptophyta, Magnoliopsida, Zingiberales, Zingiberaceae. The record is from RefSeq and is a predicted model, not a curated record.